Messenger RNA from Aspergillus luchuensis, 630 nucleotides. RefSeq lists its product as uncharacterized. NCBI's taxonomy places the organism in Eukaryota, Fungi, Ascomycota, Eurotiomycetes, Eurotiales, Aspergillaceae. The transcript has a single exon. The record is from RefSeq and is a predicted model, not a curated record. The coding region runs from base 1 to 630 and encodes 209 amino acids.
AUGACAGCGGGCAUAUAUGCAAAGGGAAAUACUAUUGCCGAAAAGCGAUCCCCAUCUCCAUCAUCCCUCUCGAGGAGGGGGUAUAUGCCUGCCCCCUCAUCCCCAUGGCGAACUAAAGACUCGAAGAGGGGGGAAUGGAAUGUCCGGGUAUUGCCUCAGGGUUCGGCACGGUUCCAUGGGUCUGUUCAAGAUGACAGCCGUAUCCCCAGGUUACCCCAGACUUGCCUGGACCCGGAUAUCUGCGUCUCUUCAUUGGCUGAUCUGCACAUCUCGGGGGAUGUCCUCAAAUACCGUCAACUCCGCUAUUAUGACGAUAAGUACCGGGGAGCUAUUUGCACAAUAGCCGGGGCAUGGAGCUCCUGUCAAAGCCUGGUGGGUCCAGCUGAUCCUCGCGAAUUGAUUCCAUCGCAUUUCGACCGGCAAACGCGCGAGGAUUAUUACUCUGUCGGUGGUGGCGGGGCACAAAAGGGAAAUUCUCUCCGCCCUGGCUGGAUGACCCUGAAUGGCAGUUUUAUCCGGCAUCAUGCUGGAAUGACAUGGCAGCUGUUACACCAGCCAGGGACUCACGAUGUCGUGGGCAUGGUGGAAUGCUGGGGGAGUCGGUUUCUGCGGUUCACGAGGAUGGGUUAG